GAAGAAUUCGCUAACAUGUCGUCAGUUAAUUCAACUGAACUUAUUUAUUACCGUGACACUUAUCUCGACAAAUUAGAAGCAAUAAUUGUUGAAGUAGGAAGAGACGAAAACGGCGAUUUUAUUAUUUUCGAUAAAACCAUAUUUCACCCACAAGGAGGUGGUCAGCCUGAUGACAAAGGACAUUUUAAGUUAAAAAACAAACAAUUUGUUGUUAAGAAAUUGUGGGCUCCACGAAAUUUUAAUGAAGUGCCAUAUUUAGUAAAGCAUUAUUAUGAAAAGGAGGAACCUUUUAAUAUUGAAGAACAA
Molecule: messenger RNA, 306 nt
Organism: Funneliformis caledonium
Lineage: Eukaryota; Fungi; Glomeromycota; Glomeromycetes; Glomerales; Glomeraceae
Source: the annotation of a GenBank genome assembly